Molecule: messenger RNA, 1746 nt
Organism: Osmerus eperlanus (European smelt)
Lineage: Eukaryota; Metazoa; Chordata; Actinopteri; Osmeriformes; Osmeridae
Gene: mns1
Product: meiosis-specific nuclear structural 1
Exons: 10
Coding region: 152-1660 (502 amino acids)
Biological process (GO): cilium organization
Cellular component (GO): motile cilium
Source: RefSeq, a predicted model, not a curated record
GCGUAACCAAGACUACAAUAAGAAAAACAAAUGGAGAAGCAUACGAAGUUGGUGAUAGCUAGCUAACGUUAUCCAAAUAAAUGCAUAAUUCCACACGCCGUACCUAGGAACACAUUACGUGAUCAAUAAGGAUUUUGACAACGCAGAUAAUAUGGCUUCAAUGAGCCAGCGUCGCAAUAUGACGCACAGCCAGCAGCAAAGGAUGCUGACAGAGCUUCGACGGCAGGAGGAUCAACGAGAACAGCAGACCAAACUCAUUACUAAAGAAAGACAGAUUCAAGCCAACCUUAUGACUGAGGAUAGACUUGAGAAGAAGAGGUACCUGCGCAAGGUGCAAGAUGAGCUCCAUGAAACACAAAUUGAAGAUGCUCUUCUUAAGGCCGAGGAAGAUAGAAUAUACAAGCAAAAGCAACUCGAACAAGAAGAGAGACUGGCACAGGAGCUGAGUCGCAUCAAUCAUGAAAAGUGUAGAGAUGAGAAGAUGAGGCAGUACAUCAAAGAGAACAGUGUUGAGCUCCGUGAGCUGGAGGUAAAGCUCAAGUCUGCCUACCUGAACAGGGAGAGGGCAGCACAGAUAGCUGAGAAGGAGGCUAUGAGAUAUGAGACAAUGCGCCAGGAAGCAGACACAGCCCAUAAGAUGAAGAGUGAGCACGAGCGAGCGUCUGUAGAGCAGGACAAGCAGGAUCAGCAGCGGUACAAUGAGUUGGUCCGCUACCAGCAGGAGCUGGAGCAGCAGCUGGAGGAAAAGGAGCGUCAGAGACAGCAGGCCUAUCAAGAGUUCCUCAAGGAGAAGCUCAUGGUGGAUGAAAUCGUCAGGAAGAUCUACGAGGAGGAUAGAAUGGAGAUGCAGCUAAGACUGGAGAAGAUGACGGCCACCCAGAGGUACAUAGAGGAGUUCAAGAAACAGCAGGCUGAAUGGAAACGCAUGGAGCGGGAGAAGAUGGAGGCAGAGAACAGACGCAUCAUGGAGUUUGCAAGUUAUCAGCAGAGGAAGGAAGAGAACAGGAUGGCCAAUGUGCAAGAACGAGAGAUGGCCAAACAGCACCUACACCAGAUGCUCACUGAGAAGAUAGAGAGGGAGAGGCUGCAGCGCGAGGAGAUGGAGCGUGUCCGGGAAGAGCUCUGCAUGGAGGAGCAGGCUGAGGCUGCAAGACAGAAAGAGAUUGAGGAGAUGGAGAAGAGGAUCAGACAGAGGCUGGAGAUUCAGCAGACCUGCCAGCAGCAGAUGGCUUUCAAGGAGCUGCGUAGGCAGGCGGAGAAGGAGGAGGAGGAGGCCUUCCGACAGAUGAUGAUGGCCAAGUUUGCUGAAGAUGACCGCAUAGAGCAGAUGAACGCCCAGAAACGGCGCAUGAAACAGUUGGAGCACAAGCGUGCUGUAGAGAAGCUCAUGGAGGACAGGAAGAAACAGUACCUGGCUGACAAGGAACGUGAGGCUGAGGAGAGAGCCAUCGACCAGCAGAGGGAAGACUUACGCAGGCAGAUCAUUGAGGAGGAGAGACAGAAGCUGCUCAAACUCCAUGCAACUAAACUGCUGGGUUAUCUUCCUAAGGGGAUAUUCCGUGAAGAUGACUUGGAACACUUCGAUGAAGACUUCAAGAGCAACUUCAAAAAACGUCAGGUUGACAUCUUCUCUGAAGAAGGCUGGGGAGAAGAUGAAUGAAGUCUUUAUUUACCACUAGAUGGCAGUGUUAAGUCUUGCUGAGUUUUUAGUAGAAAGGGGGUAGAGGUAUUGAAUUAAUGGAGUGA